Molecule: messenger RNA, 2515 nt
Organism: Danio rerio (zebrafish)
Lineage: Eukaryota; Metazoa; Chordata; Actinopteri; Cypriniformes; Danionidae
Source: RefSeq, a predicted model, not a curated record
GCCCCUGACCUACUGCUUCUCUUGUGUGUUUGUCUUGAACUCAACUGGUAAACAUGUUUGCCGCUCUCCUGAAGUUAGACUUAGCCUCUGUGGGCUUGACCCUGUUCCUAGGCUUGAUUUUUCUGGUUCUUUUUGAGAUCUUCAGGAUUAAUUCCUACAAAGGUCGAUUUCCACCUGGUCCAACACCUCUUCCUUUUGUGGGAAACCUACCACAUUCCUUGAAGAACCCAAUGGAGUUCAUAAGAUCUAUGCCUCAAUAUGGAGAAAUGACCACUAUGUAUCUCGGAAGAAGGCCAGCGAUAGUCCUCAACACAAUCCAGCUUGCUAAGGAAGCCUUUGUUCAGGAUGCUUUUUCUGGAAGACCGUUUCUGCCUGUUAUGGACUGGGUAGCUAAUGGACUCGGGAUAAUAAUGGUCACGUUUAACCACUCCUGGAGGCAGCAGAGACGGUUCGCUCUGCACACACUCAGAAACUUUGGCCUGGGGAAAAAAUCAGUAGAAGAUCGUGUGUUAGAGGAAAGCCGAUAUCUGAUUGCUGAAAUACUGAAAGGAGAAGGCAAGCCAAUGAGUCCCCAUCAUCCCAUACAGAACGCCGUUUCCAACAUUAUCUGCUCCAUCGUGUUUGGAGAUCGCUUCGACUACGAUAACAAACGCUUUGAAUACCUUCUGGAACUCCUAAAUGAAAACUUUGUGCUCACUGGAUCAGCAGCAGGACAGAUUUUCAACUUGGCCCCCUUCAUCAAGCAUUUCCCUGGUCCACACCAGAAGAUCAAGCAGAACGCCAAUGAGUUGUUAGCUUUCAUUCAGGGUGAAGUUAAAGAACACAAAAAAACUCUGGAUCCAGACAGUCCACGAGACUUCAUUGAUGCCUAUCUGCUGGAGAUUGAGAAGCAAAAGUCCAACAAAGACUCCACAUUUCAUGAAGGAAACCUGGCUAUUUCAACAGCUGACCUGUUUCUGGCUGGAACCGACACCACAUCGACCACCAUCAGAUGGGGACUCCUUUUCUUGACUCAAAACCCAGAUGUACAAGAGCGAUGUCAUGAGGAGAUUGUUCAGGUUCUGGGUUACGACCGCUUACCCAGCAUGGAUGACCGUGACAAACUACCGUACACACUCGCCACUGUUCACGAGAUUCAGCGAUGUGCGAACCUUGUACCUUUUGGUGUGAUUCAUGAAACAAUUCAACCGACAAAACUACGUGGAUACGACAUUCCUCAGGGAACUGUAGUCAUGACAAACCUGGCUGCUAUUCUAAGCGAUAAGGAGCACUGGAAGCAUCCUGACACAUUUAACCCAGAGAAUUUCCUGGAUAAGAACGGACAAUUCAGCAAGCCGGAGUCUUUCAUUCCAUUUUCCCUGGGAUUCGUAUUUACAAAGGUCGAUAUCCACCUGGUCCCACACCUCUUCCUUUUGUGGGAACUAUACCUCAUUUCUUGAAGAACCCAAUGGGCUUCAUAAGAUCAUUAUCUCAGUAUGGAGAGAUGACUACUGUGUAUCUUGGGAGAAAGCCGGCGAUAAUUCUUAACGCACUCCAGCUCAUGAAGGAAGCCUUCGUCCAGAAUGGUUCAUCUUUCUCUGGAAGGCCACCAGUACCUGUUUUAACCUGGGUCAAUCAGGGAUACGGUAUCAUAAUGGCUAUGGAUGGUCACUCAUGGAGGCAGCAGAGACGGUUUGCUCUGCACACACUCAGAAACUUUGGUCUGGGAAAGAAGUCUGUGGAGGAACGUGUGACGGAGGAAAGCGGUUACCUGAUUUCUGAAUUGCUCAGAGUGGAAGGCAAACCGUUCAACCCCCAACACGCAAUACACAACGCUGCUGCCAACAUUAUCUGCUCCAUCGUGUUUGGAGAUCGAUUUGACUAUGAUAACAAGAGCUUCACGUAUCUUCUGGAAAUCAUAAAAGAAAACCUCGAUCUGGCAGGGUCAUUUGCUGGACAGAUGGUUAAUUUGGUUCCUAUCAUCAAAAAUUUGCCAGGGCCACAUCAGAAAAUAUAUCAGAAUGGAGAAGAAUUUAAGUCUUUCAUCAGGGAAUCAGUCAAAGCACACAGAGAAACUCUGGAUCCAGACAGUCCACGAGAUUUUAUUGAUGCCUACCUGCUGGAGAUGGAGAAACAAAAGUCCACUCAGGACUCCACUUUUCACGAGGAUAACAUGGUUAUGUCAGUGGGUGAUUUGUUUUUCGCUGGAACCGACACUACAGCGACCACCAUCAGAUGGGGACUCCUCUACUUGACUCAGAACCCAGAUGUACAAGAGCGAUGUCAUGAUGAGAUUGUUCAGGUUCUGGGUUUUGACUGCUUUCCCAGUAUGGAUGACCGUGACCAACUACCAUACACACUCGCCACUGUUCAUGAGAUUCAACGUUGUGCAAACGUCGCACCUUCUGGAGUGCCUCAUCAAACAACUAAACCAAUAAAACUAAGAGGAUACGACAUUCCUCAGGUGCUGAAUGAUCUUGUAUGUUAUGUUUGUAUGGGAAUGAAAUGAACUAAUAAAUGUUGUCUCGCAAGGGAA